Messenger RNA from Drosophila montana, 992 nucleotides. Its product is annotated as inositol monophosphatase 1. Gene Ontology annotation, molecular function: inositol monophosphate 1-phosphatase activity. The record is from RefSeq and is a predicted model, not a curated record. Gene Ontology annotation, biological process: inositol metabolic process; signal transduction; phosphatidylinositol phosphate biosynthetic process. The transcript has 2 exons. Bases 71 to 931 code for a protein of 286 amino acids. NCBI's taxonomy places the organism in Eukaryota, Metazoa, Arthropoda, Insecta, Diptera, Drosophilidae.
AGCUCAGUGCGAAUUCAUUUGUCGAAGGCAGGUGACAACGCUACCAGAAUCUUUAGACUGGAAUAAAACAAUGACAAGCACAAUGGAAAUUGAGGAGCUUUACAAGUUCAUCUACCCGCUAGCUGUAAAGGCAGGUGAAAUACUACUCGAAGGCUAUCAAAAUUCUGGAAAAUCGGUGGCAUUGAAGCGCAACGAAUUUCACAACGUAGUCACCGAAUACGACAAUGAGAUUGAGGAGUUUCUCAUGACCAGCAUACUGGCAAGCUAUCCAGAGCAUAAAUUUAUUGGCGAAGAGGAUACGCACAAGAACAACAACAUAACCAAGGAGCUGACAGAUGCGCCCACCUGGAUCAUAGAUCCCAUCGAUGGCACCUCCAAUUUCAUCAAACAGAUACCCCACGUAUCGGUUUCGAUAGGACUCUCCAUCAAUAAGCAAAUCGUGCUGGGCGUUGUGAAUAAUCCAGCCCAGGGCAAGCUCUACACAGCCAAGUUGGGACAAGGCGCCUUCUGCAAUGGACAACCCAUUCAUGUCAGCAAUUGUGAACGUCUGAAUGAUGCCAAUGUGGCCUAUGAGGUGUGUCUGCUGCACGAGCCAACGAUUAGAAAGAAGCACAUCAAACGCAUAUACUAUGUGGGCUCUCAGGCGAGACGCUUGCUUGGCUAUUCCGCUGUGGUGGACUCGCUUUGCAUGGUUGCCGCUGGCAACUUGGAUGCCUUUCACAUUGAGGACAUGUACCCCUGGGACUGUGCCGCUGGCUAUCUGCUUAUACGUGAGGCUGGUGGCGUUGUUACGCAUCCUUAUGGUGGCGCCUUUGACAUUAUGAAGCCCGACUUGAUAUGCGCCGGAACAGAGGCGUUACGAAAGCAAAUUGAAACUCUUAUACGCAAGGCGGAUCAAGCUAAGUCUGUGGGAGGCGAAGAGGAUUCUUGAUUUAUAUACAUUUUAUAUUCUGGCUAAACUGUUUUUUUUUUUUGGUGUGGACAAUAAACAA